Messenger RNA from Osmerus eperlanus (European smelt), 3530 nucleotides. RefSeq names its product phosphatidylinositol-binding clathrin assembly protein. The transcript is spliced from 18 exons. Gene Ontology annotation, molecular function: phosphatidylinositol-4,5-bisphosphate binding; SNARE binding; 1-phosphatidylinositol binding. Bases 1278 to 3047 code for a protein of 589 amino acids. The record is from RefSeq and is a predicted model, not a curated record. Gene Ontology annotation, biological process: synaptic vesicle budding from presynaptic endocytic zone membrane; clathrin-dependent endocytosis; clathrin coat assembly. Lineage: Eukaryota; Metazoa; Chordata; Actinopteri; Osmeriformes; Osmeridae. Gene Ontology annotation, cellular component: synaptic vesicle; extrinsic component of presynaptic endocytic zone membrane; clathrin-coated vesicle.
AAGGCAGUUUUUUAUUAAGAUGGUUACUGAUUUUCAGAGUGAAGUGUUUGCAAGUGUUUGCAAGUCUGACUUGAGCAAUUAGAAUAUACAUCCCGACAGUCUUAUUUGUGGAAUCAUUUUACGUCUUUGCUCAGCAGGAGCACCGUCGGGCGGCCCCGGACAACUAAACGUACAUCAGCUACUACGAUACACAACCAAGAAAACCGGAGGAUCGACAGAAAGAAGCCGACGAUGUGCGGAGUGUCAGAGAUCAGUGGCUUCUGAGAUUUUGGCCUUUCAAAUACAAUCAACGCAAAUAAACUGCCAAUUCUGUGGACACAUUGGACUCCACGCUUAUCGUUCUAAUAUUCUGUCCUCGCACGUGACUGCCGUCAAUCGAAACAGCCAACGACGUUAGCCUCUGAGCGAGCGGUGUCAGCUGAGCGCUAGCGAGCUAGCAGCAGGAAGAGAAGCUAGGCAGCUUGCUGCUGUCUCGUCAACGAAUCUCGCUCUCGACAGCAGCCCGGAGCCCAGUUUGAGAAGCCAGGCUAAACUGACAGUGUCGUUUUACCGGUAUCUGUCGUUAUGCGUUUCUCUACACCAGUGGACUGUUGUGGUCGAGGUAGCUAGUUUUUGAAACAACAAACUGAACCCGUUAGCAAGUUAUCCAACGGCUUUGGAACUGCAAGUUGGAGAACUAGAAAACGGGGGAUCAGCUUAAUGUUAGCUGUCUGGACAUAGUUAGUCCAGCUACACCGUGAUUUCAGUUCGAGGCACACGGCUAGCUCGCCAGCAGGCUUAUAUCUCGUUAAUCAACUAGCUGACCAGACGGGCAUCCAGGUUGCUAGCUACUCGCUAUGUUCAUUUGUGGUCUGCGAGCUGUCAUUUAUGUUUACAAAUUCCAGUGUGGGACUUGCUCCUGUUUCGAAUGCUGCAACGGAAACAUUAGCUAACACAAGCUAGCUUACUAGGUAGCUAGUUAGUACGUUGUUUUUCUACUCAAAAGAAUACCCUGUCAGCUAACGAUUAACGAGAUAGGUAGAUAGAUAACUGUCAUUGAUUUUUAUUAAUCGAGCCAAGGAACUGCACGGACUUCGAAUUCCUCUGUUUGCGCACGGAUUUUAGCAGCUACACUCAAAUUGAACAGACAUUUUCAAAGUUAUUGUGGACUGAACUGUUUGAGGCUGGCCGAGUAGUAGCCCAAUUUGCCAGUCGUGUCUCGCCAGGUUGUGUUCAUCUUCUGGAUAGGUAGCUAAUUAUACUGGGUUUUGAAGCCGACACCGAGAGAGAGAAAAAAGAUGUCUGGGCAGUCUAUUACGGAUCGGAUCGCCGCUGCUCAGCAUAGCGUGACCGGAUCAGCAAUCAGUAAAGCUGUCUGCAAAGCAACGACACACGAAGUCAGCGGGCCGAAAAAGAAACACCUUGAUUACCUGAUCCACUGCACCAAUGAGAUGAAUGUGAGUGUUCCCCAGCUGGCUGACACUCUGUUUGAGAGGACAGCCAACAGCAGCUGGGUGGUGGUGUUCAAGGCCCUCAUCACCACACACCACCUCAUGAUGUACGGCAACGAGCGCUUCAUCCAGUACCUGGCCUCCAGGAAUACCCUCUUCAACCUCAACAACUUUCUCGAUAAAGGGGCCCUGCAAGGUUAUGACAUGUCGACAUUUAUCCGGCGGUACAGCCGCUACCUGAAUGAGAAGGCCAUGUCCUAUAGGCUGGUGGCUGUGGACUUCACCAAGAUGAAGAGAGGGAUCGAUGGGGUGAUGCGUACCAUGAGUAUAGAGAAGCUGAUCAGGACCCUGCCCAUCAUACAGAACCAGCUGGAUGCCCUGCUCGACUUCCAGGCCAACCCUAAUGAACUAACUAAUGGAGUGAUCAACGCUGCCUUCAUGCUGCUGUUUAAAGACUCCAUACGGCUGUUUGCUGCCUACAACGAAGGGGUCAUCAGUCUUCCAGAGAAAUACUUUGACAUGAAGAAGCACCAGUGCAAGGACGCCCUGGACAUCUACAAGAAGUUCCUCUGCCGGAUGACCAAGCUCUCCGAGUUCCUCAAAGUGGCAGAGCAAGUUGGAAUAGAUCAGGGUGACAUCCCAGAUCUCUCACAGGUCAGUAGACAUCCCAUAAUCUCUCGAUUUCUCGAUCUCUGUCUCUCUCUCUCUGCCCUCUCUUUCUCCCCCCCCCCCCCCCCCCUCUCUGACCAGCGUCUGAAGGAGAUUGGUCAGCACACUCCCUCGGCCUCGCCCAGCAGCCAAUCAGUGAGCAGCGGAACAAAUAAUAACCACCACCCCAGCAGCAACAACAACAGCAGUCAGACCCUGGAGCUGUUCUCCACCCCUGCCCCCACCCCCGCCACCAACAGCAUGCCCAACCUGAACAGUGACCUGUUUGACCUCCAGCCUGCUUUCAUCCCAGCGGUCCAAAGCAAUCCCUCCAUCACCUCUGCCAACAGUGCCUGGGGAGGUCUGGACAGCCAGCCAGUGUCCUCCAUGAGUGUAGAUUUUGACGCUGUGUUCGGGGCUAAAGCUGCCAGCCGUGACGUCAAGCCUGCGGGCGCAGCCGGAUUCGAUGUCCUAGGGGACCUCCUCAAGCCCACGCUGCCAAGCCACGCCCACCUUCCUAUGAUGCUGUCCGGGGGCAAGCUGCUGGCCAACGACCUGGACUCCUCCCUCGCCAACCUCGUCGGCAACCUGCAGUUUGGAGGAACCCCAGCCAAGAAGCCAGACAUGCAGUGGAGCCAGCCAGGAGACAAGAAGCUGACGGGAGGCUUAUCCUGGCAGAACAAGACCAUGAACACCCCUCCCCCUGCCUGGAACCCCCAGCCCAUGCCCCCCCAGCACAUCCCUGUCCAGCACAUGAAUGGGAUGUUCUAUACUAGUUACGCUCCAGCCACCAUGGCUUUCCCCAUGACGACACCGCAAGUGCCUAUGUAUGGAAUGGUGCCCCCCCAGAUGGCUCCUAUGGGAGGUGUUCCCAUGAUGGCAGCCCAGCCCAUGAUGUACAACCAGCCUGUCCUCAGACCAACCAACCCCUUCGCCCCCAUGCCCGGGGCCCAGAUGCAGUUCAUGUAGAUCAUAGGAGCAGCGUGCCAAAAGAGAGACGACACACAGAAAUCAACCAACCUUCAUAGACACACACACUCACACACUCGAAACCAACCAACCUGUCUCUCUCUCACACACACACACAACCAAGCCACCGCCAGAGAGUGAAGGACUACACAACAAAGACAGCAGGUGGAAGCAACCAAAACGCCUUCAGCGCCAGGAGAGGGGAGCAGAGCAGAGGAGAGGGGGAUGAAUGUUGGGGGACGGAGGGAUGGAGAGGGAGGAAAUGGAGAAUAGGGUUGUUAUGAUGUCAUCAGGGCUUGUCUCUUGUGUCUGAAACGACCCCAUCACACACACACACCCUUCCCUCUGUGUUUAGCUGUUAGCGUAUUUAGGAAGUGGAUCAGAAGACACUGUUUCUACUUCCUGAACUAACUGUUACUGAUGCCCCACUCCAUCCUCCCAUCCCAACAUCCCUAUAUAUAUGUGUGUGUGUGUGUGUGUGGG